Molecule: messenger RNA, 4838 nt
Organism: Pecten maximus
Lineage: Eukaryota; Metazoa; Mollusca; Bivalvia; Pectinida; Pectinidae
Product: integrin alpha-9-like
Exons: 22
Coding region: 292-3534 (1080 amino acids)
Biological process (GO): cell-matrix adhesion; cell-cell adhesion; cell adhesion mediated by integrin
Cellular component (GO): external side of plasma membrane; integrin complex
Molecular function (GO): integrin binding
Source: RefSeq, a predicted model, not a curated record
GUCUCCUGACAAAUCAAAGGGAAAGUGGGAUUUCUCAACUGUGUAAGAGUGUCUGAAAAGACGUGUGCUGUAUUUGCUGAAGUGAUAAUUGUGUUCAUAUCUAGGAAUAUUUCAUUAUCAUGCAUUUAUUCUGUAUUUGGUGAGGGGAAAACGGAGCUGUAAUAAUUUGUACUGCCUCUAAAUAUAUAGGGCCUAGGCCUGUACGGUAUUCUUCGGUGAUUUGUGGAUGUGCGAAUAACCUCUGUGAUACAGUGAGCAAUCUUACUGAAAAAAAAGACAUAAUAAGCAGACAUGAUCUACCAAAAGAUUUUAAUCUUUACUGCAUCAAUAAUUCUUAUAUUACUUGUGGUUACAAUAACAAAGACCAACAGUUUAAACCUGGAUGUUGGAAAUGCACACAUAUUUUCUGGACCAAAGAAUAGUUACUUUGGAUAUUCAGUGGCUUUCGUUAAAAACGGAAAAGAUGAAAAAUGGAUUUUGAUUGGUGCUCCUCGAGCUAAUGAUUCAAUUACCCCGCUUUUAUCAGAGCCAGGAAUACUGUAUCGAUGUCGGAAGGAUCAGCCCUUCGAAUGUACACCUGUCCCUAUCAAUUCAGGAACUGGGAGCACAUCUAAUAACUGGAUGGGCGUAUCAUUGGAUGUGGGGCUACAGCUUAUAUUGGUAUGUGGCCAUCGAUGGAUCAGUCAAAACAAUAACAUGAACGGACUUUGUGUGGAGCUGGGACGAGAUUUUGAUCAGAUACGAUCUCGUCAAUAUCUGACUGAUCCAAAUAUGCAGACUGUCGACGAUAAGCUUGUCUACGGUAUAGGUGCUAUGGGCAUGUCCUGUGCUUAUGCACCCACGGGUCAGUCAAGUGUGAUUGAGAAAGCUAUAGGAGCACCUGGUAUAUAUGAAGCUUCAGGGGGUGUGGUCAAACAUACGACCUUUGAUCAGACGACUGAUGUCAUAAAUUUCCCAACCUUGAGCCAGACCCAGGGUCAGUUGUAUGGGUAUACAGUGACCUAUGGAAAGCUGUAUGGUGGCAACGCUUACAACAUGAUAACGGGCGGACCUCGUGAUUCCAUGACCGGCCAGGUUAAAAUCCUACAGGACAAGACAAAUAACUUAGAACAGCAACUGCCCGGUGAACAGGUAGGGAGUUAUUUUGGGGCGGCCCUCGCCACGACUCCUCUACAAACUGGUGAACCGGAGUACCUUCUGGUGGGGGCUCCUAUGUACGCUGGCUAUGACAGGAUUAACUGGGAUACCAUUGCAGAGAUCGGCAAAGUUUACAUCUAUAAAUACGACUCUGGUGCUGGAAAGAUGGUACAAACACAAGCACUGAAUGGAAGUCAAUCGCAAAGAUCACGAUUUGGCACGGCCAUUGCAGGUCUUAAUGACAUCAAUGGAGACACUUACUAUGAUAUUGCCGUUGGUGCUCCCUAUGAAGAUGAAGGACGUGGAGUUGUGUAUAUAUAUAAUGGCUAUAAAGGAGGAUUCUGGCCCCUGGAGACUCAGAGGAUAAAGGGACGAGACAUAAGCUCAGAUCUGAUGACAUUUGGGGCGGCCAUUUCUAAGCCCUUCCUGUACAACAACGACACAUACUAUGACACACUGAUUGGAGCCUUCAUGUCCGACAAAGCAGUCCUGGUUUACUCCCAGCCAACCAUCAACAUGCAGGUUACCAUGGCGAUAGGUGGGCCUAUAACUAAUGACAUUGUGAAGGAGGGCACAGAAAGGUUCACUGUGGAAGUCUGCUUCUCUUACCAAGGAAAGGAUCUCCCUAAAACAGCAGUUGUGGAGUUUACAGUGGAUGUUGAUACCAAUUCUAAUGGAAAACGUCGCAGAGUCAUUCUAGAGACAGGAGGCUACAAUGUCAGUGGAAGUAAGAUUGUACAGAAAGCAUUAGAAGAAACCUGUGUCCUACCUCCGUACACUGUCAUAGUACAGUCCCAUAGUGACCUGUUUGUGCCGUUGGUAUUUUCCACCACCUAUCAAAUACGGAAUGACACAGUCAGUACAUGUAAAAACAAUGUCUGUCCAACCGUGAACACGUUCAAUGGAGCGCGGUCUAACCCGACCAUAACAGGAUUCGAUAAAGAGUUGAUGUUAGAAAGACCAGGAUGUGGAGAAGACAACGUCUGCCAAGUAGACGUUACCGUCCAGUCUAAAAUCAAAUUCAAAAAUCCAGAUACUGACUUGAUUGUUGGAGAAAAAGCCGUGUUUGAGCUAGAUGUUCAGAUGAUAAAUAACGGCCAGGACUGGGCGUAUUCACCAUAUACAGAGAUAGAGGUCCCAAGAUACAUUGACUUUAUCAUGUCGGAGCCACCAGAUGUUGCCUGUUACCAAAAGUCAUCGACAAUGCUCGUUUGUCAGAUUCCAGAGCUGUUGAAAGCUCAGGAAGUCAAAUAUUUCAAUGUAAAGUUUGACGCCUCAAAAGCUCCUGUUCAGGACUUUGUAAUCACUGUCAACGGAGAGACCAUUAGUUCUGAUACUAAUCCCGCCAACAACCAACAGGAGAUACCUGUCAGUGUGAGGUCAAAGGUCAACGAGGAAUUUCGAGGAGUUUCGUUUCCAGAGAUCUAUGUUACCAAAGAGGAAACCGAUAUGAAGCUAGUGACUCAUAAAUUUGAUUUUGAAAACAAUGGACCCAGUGAUCUAUCAUCUGAAACAGAAUUUGUUGCCAAAUUUCCUUUCCUCCGACUUAACAAUCAAGACCUGUUCGUCCUUCAACAGUACAUUGUGACCACACAACAGGACAAGGUUGUAAAUGUGUCGAGUGCCAGAAAUACAUCAGUACGGUGUUGGGUGAAUAGAGGCAACUCUAUGGAAUACAUGGCAGCGACCACUGAGGAUGGGGAGGGUGUGGUCAGUCACAGAUUCAACGUUCAAGAAUCGUUCAGUUUUGAGGGCAAUGCACAGAACAAGGACUGUCAGACAGAUGACUGUCAAUCAUUCACAUGUGGGGUGAACCCCAUACCUGCGGGGUUUGCUGUCUCCAUAACGAUGAACUUUACCCUCAAUCCAAACACAUUAGCUACGGUUCAGGCCAGUGAAAAUGAUGUUCUGAAGGAAGUGAAGAUCUCAUCUGUAGUGACUAUAAAUUACCCUGACAACCUGGCCUUGAUAGAAGAGGAUAUGGAAAGUACCCAGACGGCAACCACAACUGUUCUUCCUAACAAACCAUUAGAGGAAAGUGUUCCUGCGUGGGUCAUCAUCCUCAGCAUACUAGGAGCGUGCGUUCUCAUUGCUAUCAUCAUUCUCACCUGCUGGAAGGUGGGAUUUUUCAAGAGAAAACAGAUUCCGACAGAAGAAAGGAACAAACUUAUCAUGGUGGAGACUGGAACCACAUCUAAACCUGCUGAGGCUGCUGAAGCUGCUGAUGCUGCUGAUGCUGCCGAAGCUGAUGGAGAACCAGUUGACAAAAAAGAACUCACAGAGGAGGAGACUCUUAAUGGGGAUGUAGGAAAUGAAAAUGAGAAACAAGAUGAAACCGAAAAGCUUGUAGGCAACAGUAGUCCGGAUGACAUAACAGAAGAUAGCAAUAAAGUGUAAAGGUCAAAGUUCAUGGGAAAAAAAACUCAAAAAUAUUACCUGCCACCAAGUGUUAUUCUAGAAUUAUCUGUGUGGGUGGGUUGAGAGGCACUUGCAUUAAGAAUUGAUGGAAGAUGGGGUUAAAGCCUCAAUUUUUCCUUUAUUCUUUCUCGGGAAAAAUGCUUCCGAUCCCUCCCACAUGGAUGAUUUUAUCUAAUUGUAUUGCACUUUAAUUGGUACCAAUAUGAUUACCAGUAAAGUCUUAUUUUAUUGGUACUGAUAUGAUUACUGGUAAUGUCUUAUUUAAUUGGUAUCAAUAGGAUUACUGGUAAUGUCUUAUUUAAUUGGUAUCAAUAGGAUUACUGGUAAUGUCUUAUUUAAUUGGUAUCGAUAUGAUUACGGUAAUGUCUUAUUUAAUUGGUAUCAAUAUGAUUAUUGGUAAAGUCUUAUUUAAUUGGUAUCGAUAUGAUUACCGGUAAUGUCUUAUUUCAUUGGUAUCGAUAUGAUUACGGUAAUGUCUUAUUUAAUUGGUAUCGAUAUGAUUACCGGUAAUGUCUUAUUUAAUUGGUAUCGAUAUGAUUACCGGUAAUGUCUUAUUUAAUUGGUAUCGAUAUGAUUACCGGUAAUGUCUUAUUUAAUUGGUAUCGAUAUGAUUACCGGUAAUGUCUUAUUUAAUUGGUAUCGAUAUGAUUACCGGUAAUGUCUUAUUUAAUUGGUAUCGAUAUGAUUACCGGUAAUGUCUUAUUUAAUUGGUAUCGAUAUGAUUACUGGUAAUGUCUUAUUUAAUUGGUAUCGAUAUGAUUACUGGUAAUGUCUUAUUUAAUUUGUACUUGUGACUAUGUAAUGUAAGAAGGCCAUGUCAGUGUUAGUGAAACAUACAGAGAUGAUACAGGGGUCAGAGGUCAUGUGUUUUAAUGAGUAUUAAGUUGUAAGUUUUACCAAGUAAAGAUCUGAGUAGAGACAGAACAAGAAAGUCAUAGCAAUGGCAAAAUAUGUUGUACAAUCUUGUAAUUUUUUGGACAAUUAAAAACGAGUUGAGCCAUUACUAUGAUUAAACUAGACAGGCCAUUUCUACGAUAAACAAGUUGGGCCAUUACUAUGAUAAAACAAGUUGGGCCAUUUCUAUGAUAAAACAAGUCAGGCCAUUACUAUGAUAAAACAAGUCAGGCCAUUACUAUGAUUUGUAAAAAUUUGUUAUAUUCGUGCUCAAAAACUUCUCAUUCAUACCUCGCUUAAACUUUAAGAUGACGCAUGUUAAUUUACAAAAUUUUGAGGCUGAUUACGACAGAACUUCUUCUGGAUGCAAUUAAUUAUGUAUCAACUUU